Molecule: messenger RNA, 3543 nt
Organism: Cyclopterus lumpus (lumpfish)
Lineage: Eukaryota; Metazoa; Chordata; Actinopteri; Perciformes; Cyclopteridae
Product: collagen alpha-2(VI) chain-like
Exons: 28
Coding region: 199-3306 (1035 amino acids)
Source: RefSeq, a predicted model, not a curated record
GCGCACCGGGCGCGCUCGUGCGUCAAUUGGAGAUUAAAACUUUCCGUCUUCUUGAUUUCGAGCUGACCCUGGGCCAGUCGACUGAUAUGGGAACUCUGAUUGAGAAGAUUAUCUAUAGUUUACAUUCUUUGAAAACUGGAUCAAUUUCCCGGUAGUUUCUUGUCGCAUCUUCAGAGCUUUGUCCGUACAGUCGGAAAAAUGGCGAUGAUUUCAGGGUUCAUCUUUCUGUGCAUGCUCCAAGCUGCAAUCCCUCAAGGUCUGCCCUAUCGUGGGCCCAGACCAAUACCUGGAGGAGAUCCAGAUCCAACUGCACCUCCACUCCCGCCCAGACCUAAAGGUUGUAAGACCGGGAUAAUUGACUGUCCCAUCAAGCUGUUUUUCACCCUUGACACCUCUGAGACCAUCGCCUUACAGGAGUCUCCACCUGGGAGCAUGGUGAAAAAAGUUAUGGAGUUCACCAAGAUCUUUGCCCAGAGGCUGUCUGAUGUGGAGUACAGGGGCCAGAUCCAGAUCUCCUGGUCUAUAGGAGGCCUGAACUUCUCGGAGUCGCAACACGUCUUCAGUCCGUUCACAACCAAGGAGAACUUCAUCAGGAACCUCAAUGGGAUUGUAUAUGAAGGCAAAGGCACCCACACCGACUGCGCCCUUAAAGAAAUGACUCACCACAUGACCCACCACUUCUCAGGGACGAAGGCCGUCCUCUUCUCUGUGGUCAUCACUGACGGGCAUGUGACAGCAGAUCCAUGUGGAGGGAUAAAGGCAAUGGCAGAGAGGGCCCGGGACAAAGGGAUCCACAUCUUCUCAGUGGCAGCGUCUCGGAGCAUUGAUGAAUUAGGAAUGAGGGAGAUAGCCAGCUCUCUCCCUGGAGUGUACCGUGAUGACUACAUAGUUGUGGACAUCGUUGAAGGGAAACCGGAAAUAAAGACCGAUUCCAUCGAUCGUAUCAUAAAAAUUAUGAAACAUCAAGCCUAUUUACAGUGCUUUGAAUACAAAUGCUUGGAGACUCCUGGGAUCCCCGGACCAAUAGGGGCCCGAGGUUCAAAAGGUAUGAAAGGAGGCAGAGGUAACACUGGGCCAAAAGGAGAAAUGGGUCAACAGGGUGAUCCUGGCAUUGAAGGUCCAAUCGGACAUCCCGGUCCGAAGGGAGAGAUUGGCUUGAACGGUGACAAGGGUGAACUCGGAUCAGGUGGAGUAAAGGGUGUGGCAGGGCUCAUUGGCAGGAAUGGAACAGACGGUCAAAAGGGUAAAAUCGGCCGAAUUGGCGCUCCUGGUUGCAAAGGUGAUGCAGGUGACAAGGGACUAGAUGGUUACCAUGGAGAUGCUGGUGACACUGGACCACCUGGCGGUAACGGAACAAAAGGAGACCCAGGCCUCACCGGAAGGUCGGGUCCGUCUAGCAUUCCUGGUGAACAAGGACCAAAGGGUGAAGGAGGAAAUCCUGGAAAUCCAGGUCCACCGGGACAAAAGGGCCCUCUGGGGGGUCCUGGCCAACCUGGACAAAAAGGCGAAGAGGGAAGGAGAGGAGACUCUGGAACAAAGGGAGGACAAGGUCCUGAUGGGCUAAAAGGAGGGAAGGGAGAACAUGGGCCAGAGGGAGGCAGAGGCCGGCCUGGAGAAGAUGGACUCAAGGGCGCAAAGGGAGACCAAGGAUUACCGGGCCCGAGGGCUCAGCCCGGAGAAACAGGGAGCCCUGGUGAAAAUGGCAGCAUGGGAAAUUCUGGGGAUCCUGGACCGAGAGGAGACUCUGGGCCACCUGGACCAAAAGGUGACAAUGGAAGACCAGGAUUCAACUAUACUGGACCGAGGGGAUCCACUGGGGACAGAGGUGAUCCAGGUAGACUAGGACCCAGGGGGGGCAGAGGUGAAUGUGGUGCCAAAGGAGAAGCCGGGGAUAACGGAACACCAGGAGAGCCUGGAGUUCAGGGUCUGCUUGGUGAGCCAGGAGCGAGAGGACCCAGAGGAGAUCCUGGAUCUGAUGGGGACGCAGGACCAGUGGGCGAUCCUGGGCUCAAUGACUGUGAUGUCAUGACUUACAUCAGGGAGACGUGUGGUUGUUGUGACUGUGAGAAGCGCUGUGGAGCUCUGGACAUUGUAUUUGUAAUUGAUAGCUCAGAGAGUGUUGGGCUGACAAACUUCACCCUGGAAAAGAACUUUGUUAUCAACACCAUCAACCGGUUGGGAUCUAUGGCCAGCGACCCUGCGUCAUCAACCGGCACAAGAGUCGGAGUUGUUCAAUUCAGUCACAACGGGACCUUUGAGGCCAUUCGUCUCGACGACCCAAAAGUCAACUCCAUGUCUGCCUUUAAAACAGCAGUGAAGAAGCUCCAGUGGAUAGCCGGGGGCACCUUCACACCCUCAGCUCUCAAGUUUGCCUACGAUAACCUCAUCAGGGACGGCAAGAGAGCCCAAGCCAAAGUAUCCGUGGUGGUGAUAACAGACGGUCGCUUUGACCCACGUGACGAUGAGGAGUUGCUCAAUUACCUUUGCGACAACGAUGUGGUGGUGAAUGCCAUCGGGAUUGGUGAUAUGUUUCAAAAGGAACAGGAUGACGAGAUCCUGGUGUCGAUCGCGUGCAAAAAGAAGGAGCGCGUCAGUGGGAUGAAGCGUUACGUUGACUUGGUGGCCGAGGACUUCAUAGAGAAGAUGCAGACUGUUCUCUGUCCUGAUCCUGUGGUUGUGUGCCCUGAUCUCCCCUGUAAACGUGAGCCGGAUGUAGCUGCAUGUUCCCAGCGGCCGGUGGAUUUGGUAUUUCUGCUCGAUGGCUCGGAGCGCCUUGGGAUGGAGAAUUUCCGGCACGUCAGUGAAUUUGUGCAGAAGGUGGCAGACAGACUGGGACUGGCCAACAGCAAGACUGAUCGUAUGCGAGCCCGCUUGGCGUUAGUUGAAUUUGGCAACGAGACAGAGAACCACAUGGCUUUUCCUCUCACACACGACCCCGCCGUCAUCGCCAAGGGCAUCGCACACUUGACAUAUCACGAUUCUUCUUCAAGCAUAGGGCCUGCUAUCGUAUACACCAUCGACAACAUCUUAGGUAAAGGAAAUGUUCGCAAGACGAGACGCAACGCAGAGGUUUCAUUUGUUUUCAUCACAGACGGCAUCACUGACAGCAACAACCUGGACGAGGCCGUGAGUGCCAUGCGUGGCGCACAGGUCGUUUCCACGGUGAUAGCCACAAGAAGUGACGUUGACGAAAAAAUCCUAAUGAAGCUGGCCAUGGAUGACAAGGACGCCAUCUUCAAAGGAAAAGACUUCUCUGAUAUGUCCAUGUCCAGUUUGUUCGACCGUUUUAUCAAGUGGGUAUGUUAAAGAAAGGCCGCAUGGAUGUGGACAUCACACUGUUGUUCAUCUAGCAUUUUAAACAUCAGAUACUGGUUUACUAAGAUUCUACUUUACACUGUACAAGUUGCAAAUGACACCACGGCAUUGUGCUUUACUACAUUUGUCAGGAAACUGUAUUUAUUUACAAUGUUUUGUUAUACAAAUCAAAGUACAAGUCGAGCAUUAAGCUUUAAGAUAAUAAACCUGCAGUUUCUUGAACAUGGC